This is a messenger RNA of Vigna unguiculata (cowpea), 3812 nucleotides long. Its product is annotated as protein transport protein SEC24 A-like. Gene Ontology annotation, cellular component: COPII vesicle coat; endoplasmic reticulum exit site. The record is from RefSeq and is a predicted model, not a curated record. Gene Ontology annotation, biological process: endoplasmic reticulum to Golgi vesicle-mediated transport; intracellular protein transport; COPII-coated vesicle cargo loading. Gene Ontology annotation, molecular function: zinc ion binding; SNARE binding. NCBI's taxonomy places the organism in Eukaryota, Viridiplantae, Streptophyta, Magnoliopsida, Fabales, Fabaceae.
CCGAGAAGAGGUGUCGAUAACCGAAAAAAAAAAGGGAAAGAACGGUGAAAUUCAAUCAUAGUCGCAGUGCUUGCAGGGAAGGUGCUGUCACCGGGUUUCUUCUUGAUGUAUGAGAACACAAGCGAGGGUCUUCACCUUAGUUUAGUCCAACACAUAUAACUUCUUAAUCGUGAGGUGCGCAUCAGCCUCUGCGUCUCCGAUCCGAAUCCGCAACUCGGCUUGGUGAUGGAACAGAGGUUUUAAGUUUUAAUUGAAUUAGAGCGAAGUGAUUUGAAUUGUUUUGUAAUAACCUAUGGGGACUGAAAAUCCUGGUCGUCCAACCUUUCCUUCAAGGCCUUCUCCACCUCCUUUUCCUGCUGCACAGACAGUGACACCCUUUUCAUCAACCGGUUCCGUGGUUGGAUCAGAGCCUCCUCCUUUUCGGCCCGCUCCUCCGGCUCCUUCGCAAGCCGCCACUCCAUUUUCCUCAGCAGGACCUGCUGCAGCUAGACCAGGGGCACCCAGUUUUAGACCUGCACCACCAGGGAGGUUUAAUGAUCCUUCAGUGCCUCCUCCUCCUCAACCAUCCAAUGCCGCCGGCUGCUGGACCCUUUCAGCAGUUUCCGGCACCUCCCUUCCCCCGUCAAUGCAGCCACGUGGACCUCCGCCGUCUAUGGGACAACCAUCCAUUCAAUCUUCUGCACCUAAUCUAGCACCGCCGUUUCACACGUCUCUUCCAGCUCAGCCACAGAUGCCUUUUGUCCCAAUGGGCUCUCCCCCACCUCAAGGUGCUGCUCCUGCGCAUAUGGGUUCAAAUGUUCCUCCGCGUACAUUUCAGCCGUCUUUUCCUGGGUACCCGAGUAAGCAGACUGGUCCUGAAAUGCAAGGUCCACCCAUGCCUUCCGCUUUCCCUGCUAAUCAAGGAAAUUUUGGGACUGUUCCACCUGCUGGAGCUUCUCCUUUUUUGUCACAUCAAGGAGGUUAUGUUCCAUCACCCCAAGUGGCUCCUCCGCCUGGUAUCCAGUCAAUGCAGCAGCAACCUGGAUCUAUGCCCCAUAUAGGUGGUGUUCAGGGCUUGGCAGAAGACUUCAAUGCCCUCACAAUGCAAACUCGUCCCGGAACAAUGGAUCCAUUAUUUGACCCCAAGGAACUUCCAAGGCCAUUGGAAGGUGAUAUUGAGCCAAAGAAUUUGGUUGACAUGUAUCCCAUGAACUGCAAUCCCCGGUUUCUACGACUCACGACCAGUGCCGUACCAAGCUCCCAGUCCUUGGCUUCUAGGUGGCACCUUCCACUUGGAGCAGUUGUAUCUCCGCUUGCUGAACCUCCUGAUGGGGAAGAGGUGCCUAUAGUUAACUUUGCCCCAGCUAGUGUUGUUCGCUGCAGAAGAUGUCGCACAUACGUGAAUCCUUAUAUGACAUUUACGGAAGCAGGAAGAAAGUUCCGUUGCAACGUUUGUACCUUGCUUAACGAUGUUCCUAGUGAAUAUUAUGCACAACUAGAUGCCACUGGAAAAAGAGUUGAUAUAAAUCAACGGCCUGAGCUUACAAAGGGGACUGUAGAAUUUGUUGCCCCUGCUGAGUAUAUGGUGCGGCCUCCUAUGCCACCAGUGUAUUUCUUCCUCAUUGAUGUUUCCAUAUCUGCAGUUAGAAGUGGCAUGAUUGAGGUUGUGGCCAAUACAAUCAAGUCGUGCUUGGAUGAGCUUCCCGGCUUUCCACGUACGCAAAUCGGGUUUGCAACUUUUGACAGCACAAUACAUUUUUAUAACAUGAAGUCUUCCCUGACUCAACCACAGAUGUUGGUAGUGUCAGAUCUGGAUGAUAUAUUUAUUCCGCUGCCAGAUGAUCUUCUUGUUAAUUUGUCUGAAUCAAGAAGUGUGGUAGAAGCCUUCCUAGAUAGUUUGCCAACCAUGUUCCAUGACAAUGUUAACUUGGAAUCAGCUUUUGGUCCUGCUCUUAAGGCUGCAUUCAUGGUUAUGAGUCAACUUGGAGGGAAAUUGUUAAUAUUUCAAAACUCACUCCCAUCUCUUGGUGUUGGCCGUUUGAAGUUACGUGGAGAUGAUUCUCGUGUUUACGGGACUGACAAAGAACAUGGACUGAGACUGCCAGAAGAUCCAUUUUAUAAACAAAUGGCUGCUGAGUUUUCCAAGUACCAAAUCUCAGCAAAUGUUUAUGUAUUCAGUGAUAAAUACACAGAUGUUGCCUCCUUGGGAACUCUGGCAAAAUAUACUGCUGGUCAAGUGUAUUUCUAUCCAGCUUUCCAAUCAGCUAUUCAUGGGGAUAAAUUGAGACAUGAAUUAAAGAGAGACCUUACCAGAGAAACUGCAUGGGAAGCUGUAAUGCGUAUUAGAUGUGCAAAAGGUGUUCGCUUCACAACUUAUCAUGGAAACUUUAUGCUACGGUCCACUGAUUUGUUAGCACUUCCAGCUGUAGAUUGUGAUAAAGCCUUUGCUAUGCAGUUAUCACUUGAAGAGACAUUAUUGACAACUCAGACAAUGUAUUUCCAAGUUGCAUUGCUAUAUACUGCAUCUUGCGGGGAAAGACGAAUAAGAGUACACACAAUGGCAGUUCCAGUAGUUACGGAGUUGGCAGAUAUCUAUCGUUUGGCUGAUACUGGUGCUAUUGUAUCGCUGUUAAGUAGGCUAGCAAUUGAGAAAACAUUAUCCCAAAAACUGGAAGAUGCACGGACUGCUGUUCAACUAAGAAUUGUGAAAUCCCUUAGGGAAUAUCGGAAUCUUUAUUCUGUGCAACAUCGCUUGGCCAACAGAAUGAUAUAUCCCGAGUCUCUAAAGUUCCUAAUUUUAUAUGGAUUAGCCCUGUGUAGAUCAACAGCUCUACGUGGAGGAUAUGGUGAUGUUCCACUGGAUGAACGAUGUGCGGCAGGACACAUAAUGAUGACUGUAUCAAUAAAAGUACUGUUGAAACUUCUCUAUCCUAGUUUGAUUCGACUUGAUGAAUAUCUUAUGAAGGCAUCUGUGCAGGCUGAUGACUUAAAAAGUGUUGAGAGAAGGUUACCUUUGACAGGGGAGAGCUUGGAUUCUAGGGGCCUUUAUUUAUAUGAUGACGGCUUCCGGUUCAUUAUAUGGUUUGGUAGGGUGAUUUCACCGGACAUAGCCAAAAAUUUACUUGGGCCAGACUUUGCGGCAGAAUUAUCGAAGACUACACUCAGUGAGCAUGACAAUGAAAUGUCAAGGAGAUUGAUGAAGUUACUUGAGAAGUUGAGAAAUACAGAUCGUGCUUAUUACCAGUUAUGCCACCUUGUGAGGCAAGGUGAACAGCCCAAAGAAGGAUUCCUCUUUCUUUCAAACCUUGUUGAGGACCAGAUGGGUGGUAACAGUGGGUACGCUGAAUGGAUGUUACAAAUAUCCCGGCAAGUGCAGCAAUCAUAAUAUUUAGCUUCCCUGGCUAUAUAAACAGUUUUUAAAAGACGGGUUUUAUUAUUUGUCUCGCAAGUGAGGACCAUUUCUUUCUGCAUUGGAAAUAUAUUGAAUCUAUCCGUUCCGGUGACAAGCAUCCUUGACCUGGAUAAAUUGAUCGUGAUUUGUGAGUAAGGUGCUUUUGGGAGAUUGUUGAUUCAUCCUGAGAUGUAUCGAUUAGGUUAAACUCUACCACAGAUUGAAUUUAAACAUGUUUUCAUGUGAUAGAGAGAAAGGGAGAUUUUUUUGUUUUUGUUAUUUUUACCUUGUGAGAUAUAUUGUCAUUUUGUGUCUUAAAUUUCCUUUUGUCGUAAUCUUAUGGUUGAUUCUUUCAUUGUAGAAAAAGAAAGUAGAUACAGAACUGAGAAGAGAUGGCAUGUCAAAUCAGUCUUGCGAAAUCUUAAAUUUUGAUUAUUGACAA